Lodderomyces theae is the source of this 1077-nucleotide messenger RNA. RefSeq lists its product as uncharacterized. The record is from RefSeq and is a predicted model, not a curated record. Lineage: Eukaryota; Fungi; Ascomycota; Pichiomycetes; Serinales; Debaryomycetaceae. The transcript has a single exon. Bases 1 to 1077 code for a protein of 358 amino acids.
AUGGCUCCUUUAUACCAACAAAACACAAACCUCCAACUUCCAACGACAUUCACACAGAGGUUGAAAGGUAUAAACGAUGGUGGAGAAUAUGGCCAUUUAUUACCAGUCCAUCAAACUUACUACUCCAGAGUCAGUAAACAACACCAUCAGAAACGAGCUAAACAAGUUGUAUUCAAGGAAGACGCUAUCAACGAAGAGGAGGAGGAUGUCUUGAUGAAUAACCAAUACGGACAAGAUCCAAACAAUCACGAUGCAUGGUACGUCAACUGUGAUGCCGUGUGUGGGUUACAAAUUGCCUCAAACUUGCUCAUUCCUAAAUACUACCCUGAUUUCAAACUUGAUUUAGUCAUUAUUGGUCCAAAUGAAGGACUCAAACAUGCAGGACGUGUCACAUCAAUGAUUCGUCAAGUGCAGGAAGAUGCAAAAGUAGACGUCAUGGCUAUCUCCAAUCAAGACUACCAUCCACUUUACUUCCAAAACGAAAAGUAUUUCAAAACGUCAUUCCAUGACCUUGACCUGCAAUUGUCCAAACUGAAUGUGUUUACAAAGAAUAUCAAAUUGAUCAAUAGACACGUGGGCAAAUUGGUUCAUAAACUAGCACAAUUGAAUGCACACACCAGGACAACUGCAUCUUCUACAACACGUGUUGGUUUGCAUUUACAAUUCCCUAGUUUAAAUUUCCGGAAUUCUUAUUGUCAAACAGGCAAAUCAACAGAGUUGGAAUAUCAGGUAAUGAUGCCCAUGCGCGACAAUACACAGCAUCAAGAUCGCCAGAGUGAUGUGACUGUGUUUGAGUACGAAAUGGACUUGGAUGGAAGACUCAUCAAACUGGCACGAGACGACGAGGAAAGUUCAAGAGACUAUGCUAGCUUUAAACUCAAGAAUGAUACUGAUGGUGACGAUUUUCUGGAUAACAACGAGCAUGAUCAACAAAAGAGCAACCACAAACUUGGUGUUGAAGGUAGUGUUGAUCCUGAUGACACGUUGCAAAGCACGGAUUACAUAUUACUGAACUGCAACGUUGCUGUCACCUCUGUUAGUCACAUAAAUGCUAGAAAGUUGAAACAACUUUUUUAA